CGGAUUUAAUCUUGACAGUAUUUUCUAUAAUCUCUAGGUAUGAUUGGUAAUUAUCGUCUAUGCAUUUACAAUGUAGUUUAAAGUUUUAAGGGAGUAUCCUCCAUAACUGUCAUCAAGGUACAAUGUGAAUCCAUGGCAUUCUAACAGAAAACUACUUGAUCAAUCAUAUAUUUAAAAGCAAUAUCAAUGUAUACUUGGACGUAACUGUGCAGCAUUAUGUAACAAUAUGAAUGGUGCUUUUGUUAUUUCAUUGGUAUCAACAUUUGUUAUCUGGAAAGUAUCUGGACAAUGUUCUGGUACAACUGAAAAUACGACUGUCGGAUACACAACAGUUAAAGUGUCUCCACCAGGAUAUCCAGCGCCUGGCUAUGCUAUAAAUUCGAAUUGUGCUUGGUUAGGAUCGACCUCAAUAUCUGGAGACGUCCUUCUAUUUAGAGUUACUGACAUCACUUUAAGUUGUGCAGGAGACGCGAUUAAUGUUUAUGAUGGAACAUCAACUUCUGGGACCCAAGAACACAAAAAUGAAUGCGCAUCGGGAUCUGGUUCAAGAACUCUUGGUUAUCAGACCGCUUCAACUGGAAAUGUUUACACGACUUUUACAUCCGACUCCACUUCUUCAGCUUCAGAACUGGGAUUUCUUAUGUAUAUGAUCAGUGCUAAUGAUUUUUCUGGAACAGGGUGUUCAUCAGCACAAAGUAUGAAUGCCACAAGUACAGAGCAGUAUUUAUCAAGUCCAAGCUUUCCAAGUACUUACCCACUAAAUACAGUUUGCACAUGGGAUAUCACAACAACAGAUUCAAAUGCCAAUGUUAUUUUGAAGAUACUAUUUAUGGAUAUUGAAAAGGAAUCAUCGUGUGGGUAUGAUUACAUAACAAUAACUGAAUCGGGAACAACAACAAAACACUGCACGCAAGAUUUAUGGGAACCUACAUUCACAUAUACUAGUUCAGGAAACAAUUUUCGUGUUGAAUUCAAGUCUGAUAAUGCCAGUCCAAAGAGAGGAUUUUUGUUAUCCUAUGUUCAAAAAGAUACCUCAACAGCUCAGUCAUCUGGACAAUCUGAUGGUGAUUCAACAAUUGGAAUAGUAUGUGGAGUACUUGCAGCAUUACUAGUGCUCACUGCAAUAGUGGUUGCUAUUAUUUUAUAUAAGAAAUACAAUAAACAGCAAAAAAAACAUAAUAAUAAAAUAUGUCCAUCUGUAUCACCCAAUGAUUGCUAUGAUAAUAAUAAAAAUGUUUCGUAUACUGAUAGCAUAAUGUUUGCCUUACCAGAGUGUACUAAAGAUAUGUCUCAAAAAGCUAUUUUUUCAGAAAAAUCCCUUUAAGUUUUCCCAGGUCAUAAAAGUAUAUCUACUACUAAACAGAUUGAUG
This is a messenger RNA of Mytilus trossulus (common blue mussel), 1370 nucleotides long. Its product is annotated as deleted in malignant brain tumors 1 protein-like. The transcript is spliced from 8 exons. The record is from RefSeq and is a predicted model, not a curated record. Lineage: Eukaryota; Metazoa; Mollusca; Bivalvia; Mytilida; Mytilidae. Gene Ontology annotation, molecular function: serine-type endopeptidase activity. The coding region runs from base 227 to 1324 and encodes 365 amino acids.